AGUACCAUUCCUUCUGUGCUUUACCUCUCCGAAACCAUAAGAUUCUUGGCCGCGCAAGAAGAAUAACUUCAAUGACUGCAGACCAUCGAAGUGUCGAGCGUAAAGAGUAUUAGUGUUAUCGUUUUUCCCGAAGAUUCAGUUUUAUUUUUGACUUUGUCGCUCUUUUUCUUAUGUUUGACGUGUUGAACUUUACACCAGUGCAUUUUUCGAGUAAAAAAGUGGAAUAAUCGAUACUCGUCCGAAUUUUUUUUUUUGCGAUAAAAACUUGUGUUUAUUUCUUGUGGUCCUAUAGUAGACAUGGAUUUCAUAAUACGAUGGCAGUCUGCUUUUAUGGUUGGGAUUUUAUUAGCUACUGUUCCUGAUCUUGUUCUCUCAAAAAACGAAGACAUGUCUACCUCGAUGGAUUACAGCAUCAGCAGUGUAUCAAGAUCAAUACGUGCAGAACCUGAUCAGUCCAAUGGUACUAGCAUACCUUCUGUCCAAAGCCAACCGUUGACUGAUGUAAAGAAUCACUCAAGAGAAGCCUUAACUCAGGAUGCCAGCGAAUCGGUGAUAUUCAUAGGAGAUACAUCAGGAUAUGUUCCUUUACCGCCUGUAAGAGAUAGAGAACUUCCAUCAGCACCAGAAGAUGUAGAUUGGAAACUACCUGUGGACAAUUGGGAUAGAGAGUAUAGAAAAUUCAGACAUAACACCACAAGAGUACAACAUAUUGAAGCGGAAUGUCAGGAUGAUUACAUGAAGAUCAGGGUUGGAUUCAAUGGAACGUUCAGUGGUUUGGUCUAUUCAGCUGGAUAUGCCUACGACCCUGAUUGUAUGUACAUUAAUGGAACAGGAAGGGACUAUUAUGAAUUCUACAUUCAACUGAACAGAUGUGGAACCCUAGGAAAGAACACACACAAUGAAGACAACAGCAAAGCACCCACAAAAAACUUUAUGUGGAACACUGUUACGGUACAAUACAAUCCAUUGAUCGAAGAAGAAUUCGAUGAGCAUUUCAAAGUGACCUGUGAAUACGGAUAUGACUUUUGGAAAACUGUCACUUUUCCUUUCCUGGAUGUUGAAGUUGCCACAGGAAACCCUGUGGUGUUUACGCUAACACCACCAGAAUGUUACAUGGAAAUAAGAUACGGCUAUGGAACUUCUGGAAACAGAGUAACAGGACCAGUCAGAGUUGGAGACCCACUCACUUUGAUAAUUUAUAUGCGUAGUAAAUACGAUGGAUUCGAUAUCGUUGUCAAUGACUGUUAUGCUCACAAUGGCGCAACCAAAAAGAUACAACUGAUUGAUGAAUAUGGAUGUCCGGUUGACGAUAAGCUAAUAUCAAGAUUUAGAGGAUCCUGGUCGGAAUCAGGCCUUUUUGAAACUCAGGUUUUCGCGUACAUGAAAACCUUCAGAUUCACAGGAUCUCCUGCUUUAUACAUUGAAUGCGAUGUCAGAAUGUGCCAUGGAAGGUGUCCAAGUCAGCCUUGUCACUGGAGGAACGUUAAAAAUUUGAGAAAGAGAUCCAUCGCAGACAACAACUCAUCUCUGGUUACUCCUCCUAGUUUAUCGGAAAAUUUGAACCUUUUUCAGUCCUUACGUGUGCUACAAGAGGGCGAAACUGAUGAAGACAGAAAUCUAACUUUAUCUGUUAAUCGCGGCGAUCCAGGCACAGUCUGCAUGAAAACAGGAUGGUUUUCGGCCCUGUUGGCAAUUGGUGGUACACUCAUGUGUUUGUUGGGGUGUGCACUGUUGGCGACAUGCACCAAGUUGAGGAGAGCUGCCAUAGACAAGAUGUUGCCACAUUCUUUCAAUGGAUACAUGAAUCACAAGGGCAACAUCAACUGAAUAAGUUCAAUUGAAGUUUCAAGAACUGUACAUAUUUCUCACACACAUAUUAUUCGAUUAAAAUCUCGAGGAAAUUAGACAAAAAUACAGUGUGUUUCUGAAUUGAUGCAAGAUUUCAAAAUGAUACUUCGAUACCUCUUGUUGGAAUUGCAAACCAUUCAGAAAUUAUAAAAAUUCGAACAGUAAAAAAAUUCUUAAUUUGUAAUAUUUGUGUCGAAAAGCCAGAAUAUUAAUUGAAUCUCAUGUAUUAUUUCUUUUUUGAAAUUUGAAAAAUCGGAAUUCAAAAAAAUUGUAACUAGAUCUUAGUUAAGUUAAUAUAAGUUCCUUGGUUCCGUUGGUUGCUGUGAAGAAAAAAAUUCAUUUAUCUAAUGAAUAGAGAUAUGUAUGGAUGAGUAAUUUCAAACAUAUACGGAGGACAUAUAUUAGAUAAUGAAAGUUAGAAAAAUCUUCUUCUAUAUGGUUGAAAUGAAGGAUUUAAAUUGAGAUGAUUGGGACUCAAAUAUAUAAUGGUAUUUAUUUUCCCAUAUAAGGAAACUUCUUACUUCAAACUGUAUAUACAAAUUCACAAUGUAAUAUGAAAAAUUUUAUUUCAUGUAUUAUAAUAUAUGAAUAUAUUUAUGAGAAAAAGCCAAAAA
This is a messenger RNA of Harmonia axyridis, 2462 nucleotides long. RefSeq lists its product as uncharacterized. Bases 298 to 1827 code for a protein of 509 amino acids. Lineage: Eukaryota; Metazoa; Arthropoda; Insecta; Coleoptera; Coccinellidae. The record is from RefSeq and is a predicted model, not a curated record. The transcript is spliced from 12 exons.